Molecule: messenger RNA, 2944 nt
Organism: Klebsormidium nitens
Lineage: Eukaryota; Viridiplantae; Streptophyta; Klebsormidiophyceae; Klebsormidiales; Klebsormidiaceae
Source: the annotation of a GenBank genome assembly
GGCGGUUCACCUUAUUUUUUCUAGUUUCGAGCACUCGCCUCCUCUGACUUUGGUUUCUCUGGUUGCAAUGCCGUCCGAUGCUGCCAAGAAGAAGGCUGCUCAAAAGCGGAUAGCAGCCGCCACUAAACGGGUGCCAGGGGGCAAGAAAGAUGCUGACGCUCCUGCCGGCGAAGAGCUUUCAGUACCUGAAAAGAAUGACGGAGUGAGCUCUGAGACUCAUGACUCAGCACAGGGAAGUGCAUCUGCGGGGCUGUCUGGAGGAGGGAAAGUUGAGAAGGUUAGAGGUGGGGGAGGAAGCAAUGCCGCAGAGUGUAAUGUGACGCGCAUCGUGUUUCCAACGACUUUAAGCGCAAGGCAAAGGGCGCUUGUCCAUGAGGUGGCAGAGGAGGCGGGGUGGAACCACGCCAGCGCAGGCCCCACGGUAGACACGCGCAGACUCGCGCUCUGGCAGAAUGCAGAGGGCGACCACCUCGACGUCCCCGAAACAGGGCCUUCGUUCGACGAUGCCGACAUCGCUGACGUUCUUGAACGCGUUCUUAGGAUUUCAGUCCGGGACAAGUUUCUCGAUGGGGGUGGUGCUGGGAAGAAGAGCGGAGAGAAGGGGGCGUCGGCGAAAGGAGGGGUGACGUCAGCAGGGAGGGGUGUGACGUCAGCCGGAAGAGGGAUGAGAUCAGCGGGGACCGGAAUUGAAGCCACGGGGAAGACGGUGUCGUUGGAGGGGUUCGUGAGCGCUAUGAUGCCGUUGCUGGAGCUUGAGAAGGUGGCCGAAGUCGCAGCGUCCACCGAGACCAACACUACGCUCAAACCCGAGACCGCCCAAAAGCGCGGCCGCGCGCUUCUCAACCUCAAGUGCACUGACGCCCAGAGCGGUCUUCUCGGAAAAACGCUCCUGGUCCUCGAACCGAACCGGGGGGAUCUAUUUCCGCCCCAUAAGUUUACCCCCCACGACGUGGUUGCGCUAAAGUUGAACAAAGCAGAUGGGUCGGCGCCGGCACUGGGUCAGGGGGUGGUUUACCAGGUUAAGGAUAACGCGAUCACGGUCGCGUUUGAGGACGUUCCGGAAGACGGGCUGGAUUCGCCGCUGCGGAUCGAGAAGCUGACAAAUGAGGUGACGUUUCGUCGCCUGAAAGACACCCUGAUCGAGCUCAGCAAGGGCCCAAAGGGACCGGCCGUCGAUCUAGUUCCGGUUCUGUUCGGCGAGCGGGCGCCGCGCUUUGCUAAGAAGCCGCUCCCGUUCACGCCGAUCAACGUGAACCUUGACCACUCUCAGAGGGAGGCCGUUUCGCGCGCGCUCGGGGCGGAGGACUUUCUGCUGUUGCACGGGCCGCCGGGCACGGGGAAAACGACAGCCGUCAUCGAGUUGAUUUUGCAGGAAGUGAAGAAGGGCCGGAAGAUCCUGGCGUGCGCGGCUUCCAAUAUCGCGGUGGAUAACAUGGUGGAGCGGUUGGCAAAGCACAAGGUUAAGCUGGUGCGGUUAGGCCACCCCGCACGGUUGCUGCCCCAGGUUCUGGACAGCGCUUUGGACGCCCUCGUGAUGCGCACGGACAACAGCUCGCUCGCGAACGACGUCCGAAAGGAAAUGAAGCAGAUUGGGAACAAGCUGCUGAAAACCAAGGAUAGGCGCGAGAAAGGCGACCUCCGGCGCGAGCUCAAGAAGCUGGCCAAGGAGGAGAAGCAACGUCAGCAGCAGGCCGUGAAUGACGUCAUCAAGGACUCCACCGUCAUCCUGACGACGCUGACGGGCGCGCUGAGCUUCCAGCUCAAAGGAACGGACUUCGAUCUAGUUGUGCUGGACGAGGCGGCGCAGGCGCUUGAGUGCGCGUGCUGGAUCCCCAUUCUCAAGGGCCGGCGUUGCAUUCUCGCGGGCGACCACCUCCAGCUGCCGCCCACUGUGCAGAGCGCCGAGGCCGAGAAAAAGGGGUUAGGCACAACCCUUUUUGAGCGGUUAACUAGGCUGUACGGUGAUGACGUUACGGCGCUGCUAACGGUGCAGUACCGGAUGAACGAAGACGUCAUGCGGUGGUCGUCAGAGGAGCUUUACGGAGGAAAGAUCACGGCCCACGAGAGCGUUGCGUCGCACGGGCUCUGCGACGUGGAGGGAGUGACGUCAUCGCCAGCGACGGACCCGGUCCUCAUCAUGAUUGACACUGCGGGGUGCGACAUGGACGAGCUGAAAGAGGAGGAGGGCGGCAGUACGUCCAACGAGGGGGAGGCGCGUGUCGUCAUGGCCCACGUCAGCCAGCUGCUGGAGGCGGGGGUGGCGGCUGCUGACGUCGGCGUCAUCACUCCGUACAGCGCGCAGGUAGGAGUGCUCAAGCAGAUGCGAGGGGAGGACCGGAAACUGCGCGACUUGGAGAUAAGCACAGUAGACGGAUUCCAGGGGCGGGAGAAGGAGGCGAUUGUCAUCUCAAUGGUGCGGUCGAAUGACAAGGGCGAGGUCGGUUUUCUGGCGGACAGCCGGAGAAUGAACGUCGCAGUCACACGAGCCCGGCGGCAAUGCACAGUGAUCUGCGACAGCGAGACCGUCAGCAACGACCCCUUUCUAAAACGGAUGGUUAAGUACUUUGAGGAGAACGGAGAGUACUUGAGUGCUAUGGAGUACAAGUAACGAAUGGUCACUGUUUUCGGAGGAGAGAAGAGAGUACCUGAGCCUGUGUGCUCUGGAUGUACUAGCUUCUGCAAAGAAGACUGGCUUCAUUGGCGUCCAUCUACGUGUCUCCAGACAGCUCAGUGACGUUGGUGUUCGAAGGAGGUACGAUAUCAAGGAGUCCACCAAGGAGUUCAAUUGAUUGAAAGCGUUGCGCCCGCUCGGUACAGCCGCCGGAUGGUCGAUUUUGGGUCAAGUCUCUUCUUGAUGUGUCUCAAGGCAAAGGCGCUCCUGCGGCGGCCCAGCCAGAUUGCUUUGAAAAGGGACAAAGCUAAGUGUUAUCGAAGUGACCCGGAA